AUGACAUCAAAUUUGAAUUCUCUCGUAAGUUCUGAUAAAAAUAGAAAAAAAAAAGUGUAUGAAAGUGAAAAUAGUGAAGAUGGAAUGAGAAUUUUUGUUGAAUGGAUGGAUGGUUGUCUCACAGUCAAAUUAUCAGUGUACCAAGUAUAUGUAUAUGUGUGUAUUUUAAAGAAAUUUUAUGAACACGCAUUAUUCGACUUCGAAACUUUAACAUAUUCCGGAAAAUUUUCGGAAAAGCUGGCGGAAAAGUUUGGAGUAAACUUUGAAAACACUUCAUUUACAUACUUCACGUACGCAAAGACUUGGGAUAGAUUAGACAAGAAAAAUAGUCAUCGUGAUGAUAACACCAACAGUGCUAUUUCAACAACAAAAAGAACAUACCAUUGA
Molecule: messenger RNA, 387 nt
Organism: Loa loa (African eye worm)
Lineage: Eukaryota; Metazoa; Nematoda; Chromadorea; Rhabditida; Onchocercidae
Exons: 3
Coding region: 1-387 (128 amino acids)
Source: RefSeq, a predicted model, not a curated record